AUGUCCGAUGAACUCGACGAUAAAGCACCCAUCAAAAUCCAUCGGAAUGAUUUAAAUCCAGUAAGAGCAACUCUCGAAAAAAGAAUGGAAGUAGUUGCACCUCUAGAAGAUUCCCAUGGUGAUUGUUGCAUACAUCCCACGACUUUGUCACAAGUGGAGUCAUCGAUACAAUCUAGUAAAAAACUAAUUUUUAUCAAUGGACCCUAUUCGUCAUGUGCUCGAUACAUCUUCGAUUGUAAACACGCCGUUCUUAUCGGCAGUGGCAUAGGAAUCACACCAUAUGCAUCGAUUCUAUCUAGUCUCAUGGCCAGAUUUCGAACGCUACGUACAGUUUGCAAACAUUGCCAAGGCAUCACUUAUUAUGGAAAAAAUCGUUUGGAGAAGUAUCAUUUGGAAAAAGUUGAUUUCAUUUGGGUAAAUCGUGAUGUGAAGAGUUGCGAAUGGUUUCUCAAUCUUCUUCGUCAAUUUGAAGUCGAACAAGAUGAAUAUUUAGCAUCGAACAGAGAUGAACGUCAUUUUUUAGAUAUUCACCUUUAUUUUACAGGUAUAAAACAAGAGGACAAUAUUGGUCAAGUUUUUCUUCAUCAUGUGAUCAAUGUAUGGGCUGAAGAAGUCGGUGAUGAUAUAUUUACUGGAUUGAAAUCACGAACCCAUUUUGGAAGACCAGAUUGGAAUGAAUUAUUUAAGAGACUCAUAUCGGAUAACGAAGUUUCAGCAGCCAAGAAUAUGAAUGUCUUUUUUUGUGGACCAAGCACCAUGGGAAAAACUAUAGAACAACAUUGUAUAAGGUUUGGAAUGCAUUUUUACAAAGAAAACUUUUAG
Rotaria sp. Silwood2 is the source of this 822-nucleotide messenger RNA. Lineage: Eukaryota; Metazoa; Rotifera; Eurotatoria; Philodinida; Philodinidae. The record is from the annotation of a GenBank genome assembly.